UUUUUGGGACACUUUGGGACAGUUCGGGUGACAGUCGUGAAAUUUCAUUUUUUGGGCUGCAUCUCCGCGAGCAAUUAGUGAAAUUCCACGAAAAGCCCUCAUUCACGGUGAUUGUGGUGAAGUGAAAUUGCUGGAAAAGUAUCCACGAUGGCAUCCCGGGAAGCAACGCACGCUGGAAGUUGGUACACGGACUCAGAAACUGAACUCAAUAGGCAAUUGGAUAGCUGGCUAGCCAAUGCAGAACUGAGCUAUGGUCCAGCUCGUGCCAUCAUUGCCCCGCAUGCAGGGUACACUUACUGCGGAGAAUGCGCUGCUUAUGCCUACCGACAAGUGAGUCCAGCUGUUGUUAAACGCGUCUUUAUCCUGGGACCAUCGCACUAUGUUCGCAUCAAAGGCUGUGCCUUAACGUCUUGCAGCACCUACAAGACACCUUUCUAUGAUCUCAUUGUCGACAGAGCUGUUAAUGAAGAGUUGAGGGAAUCUCAGCAAUUCCAGUGGAUGGAUUUAAAGACAGAUGAGGAUGAGCAUAGCAUUGAGAUGCAUUUACCAUAUGUGGCCAAAGUGAUGGAAGACUUCAAGAAUCAAUUCACUAUUGUGCCAAUUCUCGUUGGAUCCCUCACGCCAAAUUGUGAAGAGACAUAUGGCGAGAUUCUGGCCCCGUAUUUGGCCGAUCCACAAAAUCUCUUUGUGAUCUCAUCGGAUUUUUGCCACUGGGGCCAAAGAUUCCGGUACACGUACUAUGAGAGGAGCUGCGGGCAGAUCUACAAGUCAAUCGAGAAGCUGGAUAAGUCGGGAAUGGAGCUGAUUGAGAGCCUCAAUCCGGCAGCUUUUACGGACUAUCUCAAGAAGUACAACAAUACAAUCUGCGGACGUCAUCCGAUUGGUGUGAUGAUGCAGGCUGUGCAUACGCUCAAGACCAGAGGCUACCACAUGAGCUUUAAAUUCCUCAAGUAUGCUCAGAGUAGUCAGUGUAAGUCAAUGUCUGAUUCCAGUGUCAGUUAUGCUUCCGGAUCUUUAAUCUUCGAAUAACCUGAGAAUCGGUGAGACUCUACAAUCCCUCCCGUCUCCUCCCUCAGAAGAAAAAAAACACGCACUUAAAUACCACAAAAAAAACGAAUAAUUUUCAUCUAUGCAUGUAAGGUUUUGAUGGAUGACUUUCUCAAUUGUUUGUUAGGUCUAAUGCAUUUUUUUCUUUUUUGUAAAAUGCAAUGAGAAGGCAAGGAAAAUAGAGAAGCAAAAGCGUUUCAACAAUCUCAAAAUGUUGAGGAAGAAGAUUCCUACGUAAAUUUGCACGACCCCUCUCUAGGAUAUUUAUUUUACAUUUUUUAUUCUUAAAAAAAAUAGAUUUUCGAUUUAUCUUUUGGUAUAUAUCAUAAAAAAACCAUUAUAAUUCACAAUUUCUUUGAAUAAAAAUUGAUAUCAAUACAA
This is a messenger RNA of Phlebotomus papatasi, 1428 nucleotides long. Its product is annotated as protein MEMO1. NCBI's taxonomy places the organism in Eukaryota, Metazoa, Arthropoda, Insecta, Diptera, Psychodidae. Bases 148 to 1029 code for a protein of 293 amino acids. The transcript has 4 exons. The record is from RefSeq and is a predicted model, not a curated record.